AGUGCCGGAGGAGCCGGCCGCCUCCCGCGCGCGCGCCGCGCCGCCUGCGCGCCGGGUCCCCCGCUCCGCGCGCCAGCCCGUGGGCUCCGUGGCCGGCCCCGCCCCGCCCCGCCCCGCCCCGCCUCGGUGGGUCCACAGCUCCCCGCGGGCCAGAGCCGGCCGAGCCGCUGCCGGCUGGGGCUCUGAUCGGCGCGGCGGGGCCGGGAACCAGGGGCCCCCCCGCCAAGGAGAGCGGCGGCCCCGGGUGGGGUGGGGGGGGGUACGGCUUGCCGGAGGGGCGGCCGCGCGUGGAUGCGGCGGGAGCCGGAAGCUUCGAGCAGCCGGCGCCGUCUCUGCCCCCGGGCGCCCUAUGGCUUGAAGAGUCUUGCCACCCAGUGGCUCCGCUGCCCCGAUGGAUGCACUGAAUCUGUCCUGGUACGAUGAUGAUCUGGAGAGGCAGAACUGGAGCCGGCCCUUCAAUGAGUCGGAAGGCAAGGCAGACCGGCCCCACUACAACUACUAUGCUAUGCUGCUCACCUUGCUCAUCUUCAUCAUCGUCUUCGGCAACGUGCUGGUGUGCAUGGCUGUGUCCCGAGAGAAGGCAUUGCAGACCACCACCAACUACCUGAUUGUCAGCCUCGCUGUGGCCGACCUCUUGGUGGCCACGUUAGUCAUGCCCUGGGUGGUCUACCUGGAGGUGGUGGGUGAGUGGAAAUUCAGCAGGAUUCACUGUGACAUCUUCGUCACUCUGGAUGUCAUGAUGUGCACAGCAAGUAUCCUGAACCUGUGUGCCAUCAGUAUCGACAGGUACACAGCGGUGGCCAUGCCCAUGCUCUACAACACACGCUACAGCUCCAAGCGCAGAGUCACCGUCAUGAUCGCCAUCGUCUGGGUCCUGUCCUUCACCAUCUCCUGCCCGCUGCUCUUUGGACUCAACAAUACAGAUCAGAAUGAGUGCAUCAUCGCCAACCCUGCCUUUGUGGUCUACUCCUCCAUCGUCUCCUUCUACGUGCCCUUCAUUGUCACCCUGCUGGUCUACAUCAAGAUCUACAUAGUGCUCCGAAAGCGCAGAAAGCGGGUCAACACCAAACGCAGUAGCCGAGCUUUCAGAGCCAACCUGAAGACCCCUCUCAAGGGCAACUGCACUCACCCUGAGGACAUGAAACUCUGCACGGUUAUCAUGAAGUCUAAUGGGAGUUUCCCAGUGAACAGGCGGAGAAUGGAGGCCGCCCGCCGAGCCCAAGAGCUGGAGAUGGAAAUGCUGUCCAGUACCAGCCCGCCGGAGAGGACCCGGUACAGCCCCAUCCCGCCCAGCCACCACCAGCUCACCCUCCCCGACCCCUCCCACCACGGCCUCCACAGCAAUCCCGACAGCCCCGCCAAACCAGAGAAGAAUGGGCAUGCCAAAGACCACCCCAAGAUUGCCAAGAUCUUCGAGAUCCAGACCAUGCCCAAUGGCAAAACCCGGACCUCCCUCAAAACCAUGAGCCGCAGGAAGCUCUCUCAGCAGAAGGAGAAGAAAGCCACACAGAUGCUCGCCAUUGUUCUCGGCGUGUUCAUCAUCUGCUGGCUGCCCUUCUUCAUCACGCACAUCCUGAACAUACACUGUGAGUGUGACAUCCCGCCGGUCCUCUACAGCGCCUUCACGUGGCUGGGCUACGUCAACAGUGCGGUGAAUCCCAUCAUCUACACCACCUUCAACAUCGAGUUCCGCAAGGCCUUCAUGAAGAUCCUGCACUGCUGACUCUGCUGCCUGCCUGCCCAGCAGCUGCUUCUCGCCUCCCUGCCCGGGCCUGCCAGGCCUCACCCCUGCAAGCCAUGGGCACACGGGCCCUGGGGCGGCUGGGGGGGAGGGGGAGGGGGCUCGGCCUUCUGUUUGUCCUGCAGGCCUUGCAGUGUUAGCUUGGCUCUCUGCUCCUCUCUACCCGAACGCCCUGACUCCAUCAGGGUGGGGCUGGGGAGCCAGGCACGGUGCCAGCCCUGAGGCUGGACCCACCCCGGCUCAGGGCAGCUCACAGAGUCCCCCUCCCAACACCAGGCCUCCUCUCCUUGGCACCAAAGAUGCAGCUGCCUCCCUUGAUCCUCCUCUGGGG
Molecule: messenger RNA, 2072 nt
Organism: Perognathus longimembris pacificus (Pacific pocket mouse)
Lineage: Eukaryota; Metazoa; Chordata; Mammalia; Rodentia; Heteromyidae
Gene: Drd2
Product: dopamine receptor D2
Exons: 8
Coding region: 392-1723 (443 amino acids)
Biological process (GO): adenylate cyclase-inhibiting dopamine receptor signaling pathway; adenylate cyclase-activating adrenergic receptor signaling pathway
Cellular component (GO): presynaptic membrane; glutamatergic synapse
Molecular function (GO): dopamine neurotransmitter receptor activity, coupled via Gi/Go; G protein-coupled receptor activity
Source: RefSeq, a predicted model, not a curated record